CCCUUCCUGGAGUCCUUGGGAUUCCCAGCUCAGAGCUCAGCCCCGCUCCCCCUCUCCGAGGGCCAGAGGUGUGUGCCAAGCCUUUCAGCCUUCAGCAGGACGGCGGCUGCUUAUUGGUCCCAGAGACAAGUGGGGGACCCCAAUUUCCUGACCGCCCAGCCCGCCUUCCCCCCUUAAGACACUAUCUCCCCAAAGCUGACAGAUGUGGGGGUCCCAGGCGCUCCUCAACAGAGGGCUGGAAAUCAGGGAGUGAGCUCUCUUGCAGGGUCUUUAAGCAUCCUUCCUGGGGUGGCCGCUCGGUCCUCUUUCCCCUCACUUCUCCCUGGCUCCUUGCUUCAGGCUAAAUCCUCCUGCUUCCUCCUGCCAAGUCCUUACCCAGGGCAACCGGAGGGGAGGUUGGGCUUUGGAGGCAGAAGUAGAGAGAGGGAACAAAGGGGCCCUGGAAAGUGAGCAGGAGGGAUGGAGGCCUGGAGCCCCGAGCGGCCCACCUUUGGCUUCUGGGACUAUGGCGUCUUCGGUCUCAUGCUUCUGGUGUCCACCUCCAUCGGGCUCUUCUUCGGGCUGGCCCGCGGCGGGCAGAAGACGGCGGAGGACUUCUUCACGGGAGGACGACAGAUGAGAGCUGUGCCCGUGGGCCUCUCGCUGGCGGCCAGCUUCAUGUCGGCCAUCCAGGUGCUGGGGGUGCCCUCCGAGUCUUACCGUUACGGGCUCAAAUUCCUCUGGAUGUGCCUUGGGCAGUUGCUCAACACCAUUCUCACUGCCUACCUCUUCCUUCCCGUCUUCUAUCGCCUGGGCCUCACCAGCACCUACCAGUAUCUGGAGAUGAGGUUCAGCCGUCAGGUGCGUCUGUGUGGCACCAUUCAGUACGUUAUCGCCACGAUGCUCUACACAGGAAUUGUCAUCUAUGCUCCUGCCCUGAUUCUCAACCAAGUAACAGGGCUGGAUAUCUGGGCAUCUCUCCUUUCUACUGGUGCCAUCUGUACCUUUUAUACCACUGUGGGAGGCAUGAAGGCCGUCAUUUGGACAGACGUCUUCCAAGUGUUCGUGAUGCUCUCUGGCUUCGUCGCCAUCUUGAUACAGGGCACACUUCUGGUCGGUGGGGUUCAUCGUGUGCUGGACAUCGCCAACAAUCACUCCCGGAUCAACAUGAAUGACUUUGACCUGGAGCCAAGGAGACGCUACACCUUCUGGACCUUCGUGGUGGGGGGCACCCUGGUGUGGCUGUCCAUGUAUGGGGUGAACCAAGCCCAGGUCCAGCGCUACGUGGCCUGUCGGAGCGAGCGGGAGGCCAGACUGGCACUGAUCAUCAACCAGCUGGGGCUCUUCCUCAUUGUGGGCAGCGCCAGCAUCUGUGGUGUCAUCAUGUUUGCUCUGUACAGAGACUGUGACCCCCUGCAGGCAGGGCACAUCUCUGCACCUGAUCAGUACGUGCCUUACCUGGUGUUGGACAUCUUCCAGGAUUACCCUGGGGUUCCUGGACUCUUCCUUGCCUGUGCCUAUAGUGGCACCUUAAGCACGGCAUCCACAAGCAUCAAUGCCAUGGCAGCUGUCACUGUGGAGGAUCUGAUCAAACCCCGACUACCCAGCAUCAGCCCUCGAAGACUGACUCUCAUUUCCAAAGGACUGUCUCUCAUCUAUGGUUCUGCCUGUCUGACCGUGGCUGCCCUGUCCUCCCUGCUUGGAGGUGGCGUCCUUCAGGGUUCUUUCACUGUUAUGGGUGUGAUCAGUGGUCCACUGCUUGGAGCCUUCAUCCUGGGCAUGUUCAUUCCAGUCUGCAACACGAUAGGGGUUUUCUCAGGCCUAGGUGCAGGUUUCGUACUCUCCUUCUGGGUGGCCGUGGGAGCCACUCUGUACCCACCAAGCCCACAGACGAUGGGCGUAUUGCCCACCUUCACGGAUCACUGCGCGCUCUACAAUGCCAGCGAGGGUCUAAAUGUCACUGUGAUCAUGGGGACCCUUCCACCAAGGACUAUUUCUGCCCCAGGAGACCGACCUGCCAUUGCUGAUGACUUCUAUGCCAUCUCCUACCUGUAUUAUGGUGCCCUGGGCACACUGACCACUGUGCUGGGCGGUGUCCUUGUCAGCUACCUGACAGGCCCCACCAAGAGGAGCGACCUGGGCCCUGGCCUUCUCUGGUGGGACAUCAUGAAACAGAUGUCAUCUGUGGCCCCCAUGGCCAAGUCGGUGCCCCUGGAGGAGGCCCUGUCUAAUUCCAAGGAUCCUAAGGAGUACCCACAAGAGGUCAAGAAGCCCCCAGGCCCUCCAUCUUUCUGGCCCCAGGACCCACAGUUACACAAGGAGGGAGAGGAAAGCAACCUGCUCAGGGAAACUGAUAUCUAAAUGGGUUCCUCCAAAGACUGAGAGAGACUGAGAAAUCCACACUGAGGGGCCAGGCCAGAACUUUGGCCUGGCCAGUCCAAACCCGGGAACCUGCUCUCUGUGUCUCUGAUUGGUCUGAGCUUGUUUUAUGCUCCUGUCUCUGGAGACCUCUAGAUUUGUUUGAAUUAAGGAUGGAAGAGAAAGGGCUGGUGCCUCCUGGACUCAUGGACCUUCCUCUUGGUCUUCAUGGGGAAAGUGAUAGGUUUGGAUCAAAUUCUAUUUCCCCAGCUGGAUCUGUGGGGAAGUCAAAUUGUUUGUGUGUGUAUGAUAUAAUGGGGGGGAGGGGGAAGAACCUUCCUGCCCCCUGAGGACUCCAUACAUCAUGUAGGCCAACAGAUGUUGGAAAACUCUCAGUUUCAUCUUGGAACUCCUUGGCUCCCUUGUAGGCUCAGUGUUCCCUACAAAACACCUUUCCUGAUUCUCCCCUAGGUUCCUGAUUCUUCCCUAGGCUUCUGAUUCUUCCCUAUGUUCCUGAUUCUUCCCUAGGUUCCUGAUUCUUCCCUAAUUUCCUGAUUCUUUCCUAUGUCCCUGAUUCUCCCCUAAUUUCCUGAUUCUCCCCUAGGUUCCUGAUUCUUCCCUAGGUUCCUGAUUCUUUCCAAGGCUCCUGAUUGUUCCCUACAUUCCUGAUUCUUCCCUAGGCUUCUGAUUCUCCCCUAAGUUCCUGAUUCUUCUCUAAGCUCCUGACUCUUCCCUAGGUUCCUGAUUCUUUCCUAGGCUCCUGAUUCUUCCUUAAGCUCCUGAUUCUUCCCUAGACUCCUGAUUCUUUUCUAGGCUCUUUUGCUCCCCUGUACCCCCUCCUGAGCCUCAGAAUCAUUUUGUAUUUAUUUUGUAAAUAUUUGUAUUUGUUUAUCUGUGUAGUUGGUUAUCUCCUACUAGGACAUAAGCCCUUGGAGGGCAGGGAUUGUUUGUUUUUUGUCCAUGAAUCCCCGGGGCCUAGCUACAGGUAUGUGACUUGUAACAGGUGAUUAAUAAAUAUUUGGUCUUGGGAUCAAA
Molecule: messenger RNA, 3372 nt
Organism: Monodelphis domestica (gray short-tailed opossum)
Lineage: Eukaryota; Metazoa; Chordata; Mammalia; Didelphimorphia; Didelphidae
Gene: SLC5A5
Product: solute carrier family 5 member 5
Biological process (GO): sodium ion transport; iodide transmembrane transport
Cellular component (GO): extracellular exosome; membrane
Molecular function (GO): sodium:iodide symporter activity
Source: RefSeq, a predicted model, not a curated record